AUGAGUCUCUUAGUAUGGAACUGUCGCGGGCUUGGGAACCUGCGUACAGGGAAGGAGCUUGAAGUUUUGAUUCGGGCUAAAGAUCCCUCCGUCGUGUUUUUAGCCGAAACAUGGGCGGACGAAGCUAGGCUAAAAGAAGUCCAAAGGAAUAUCAAGUUUGAUAAUUUGUUUUACGUGGAAAGAAAUCAUAGAGGUGGUGGGGGUUUGGCUCUAUACUGGAAGAAUUCCACGGAUGUACACGUAGAUUCAUUCUCCAAGUAUCAUAUAGAUUCAAUUAUCAACAAAGGCAAUGAUGAAGCAUGGAGAUUCACAGGUUUUUAUGGAGAACCAGCAACUCACAUGAGAAUUGAAGCCUGGAAUAAACUCCGACUACUCAACACGAAACACAACCUCCCUUGGCUAUGCGCUGGAGACUUUAAUGAAAUCACCAGACACUCAGAAAAAUUGGGGGGUAAUAACAGAAGCCAAGCUCAGAUGCAACUUUUCAGGGAUGUCAUAGAUGAGUGUGGAUUCCUUGAUCUCGGGUAUGUAGGUGAUCAAUUCACUUGGAGAAAGCAUUUUGCAGAUGGUCACUCACUGUGGGAAAGAUUGGAUCGAGGUCUGGCCAACCAUGAUUGGUUCAUGAAAUUCUCAGGUUCAAAAGUACAUCACCUGCACUCAGACUCUUCAGAUCACUUACCACUAUGGAUCACCUUGGAUGGUUUAGAUAUUCCUACAUUCUCUAAACCAUUUAGGUUCGAAGAAAUGUGGCUCUCAGACCGUGGGUGCUCAGAGAUUGUAGAAGCGGUGUGGCUUUCUAGGGAAGAUGGAGAUGUGCAGGAUCAUGUCAUUCGUAAAAUAGACAAAUGUGGUAAAGAAUUAAGAGAUUGGAACCGGAAUUGGUUUGGCAAUGUUAGAGUGGUGUUAAGUCGAAAGAGAAAGGAGUUAAAAGAUGCUGAAAAAAUAGCCAUGAGAUCCGGAAAUAAUCAACAGGUCAGAGAAUUGAAGAAGGAAAUUGCUGAGUUGGUUGAUAAGGAAAAUAGACUCUGGUUCCAGAGAUCCAAAGUCUUGUGGGCAAAAUUUGGAGAUAGAAACUCAAAGUUCUUUCACAGCCAAGCUUCACAAAGGAAGAGGAAAAAUCUAAUCCGGAAGCUUAAGGACUCCAAUGGCCAUGUGUUUGAGGAAAAUGAGGGGAUAGCGGAAUGUCUAGUGCAAUACUACCAGAAUCUCCUCAGUUCAGAAAACCAGCAAAUUUGUGACUCAGCUACAGACUCAAUUCAGACAGUGAUUACUGAGGAAAUGAACUCCAAGCUCUCCUCUGAAUUCACUCAUAUGGAGGUAAAGCAAGCCAUUAACCAAAUGGCCCCACUUAAGGCCCCUGGGCCGGACGGUAUGCCUCCUCUCUUUUAUCAACACUACUGGAAUUUAAUUGGUGAUGAUAUAUCUAACACUGUGUUGCAUUUCCUUAAUUCUGCCUCUCUACCUGAACACCUCAAUCACACAUUUAUCACACUCAUUCCAAAAAAGAAGAAUCCUGAAUUUGCAUCUGAAUUUAGACCCAUAAGCUUGUGCAAUGUUUUGUAUAAAAUUUUCUCUAAAGUUCUAGCUAAUAGACUUAAGAAAAUUUUGCCUAAUAUUAUCACUGAGAAUCAAAGUGCUUUCACUAAGAGUCGCCUUAUUUCUGACAAUAUUCUUGUAGCUUUUGAGUCUUUACACAGUAUGCAGAGACACUCAGGGAAGGAAGGUUACAUGGCCAUUAAGCUGGACAUGAGCAAAGCAUAUGAUAGAGUGGAGUGGGGGUACUUAGAAUCUGUCAUGGUAAAAAUGGGGUUCACAGAUCACUGGAUCAAACUCAUGAUGUUAUGUGUCAAGACGGUGACCUAUUCUAUACUGGUGAAUGGGGAACCUAAAGGCAUGAUCACACCAACAAGAGGCAUCAGACAGGGCGACCCCUUAUCCCCCUUUCUAUUCUUACUCUGUACUGAAGGUCUCAAUGGGCUUCUUCUCCAAGCAGCUCACCAAGGACAUAUUAAGGGUUACUCUCUUUGUAGAAAUAGUCCACGUCUAACCCACCUUUUGUUUGCAGAUGAUAGCUUGCUGUUUUGCAGGGCCACCAACGAGGAGUGCCAAAGAGUUUUGGAUAUUCUGGAUGUAUAUGGGAAAUGCUCAGGUCAACGAAUUAACCGUAGCAAGACGACAAUCUUUUUUAGUAAAUCUACGAAGGUUGAGUCUAGAGAUCAAAUUAAAUUGGCAUUGGGAAUUCCUGAAAUCAUUCAGUAUGAGAAAUACUUGGGGUUACCUUCGCUGGUGGGUAGAAACAAAAAAGCAAGCUUCAAUUAUAUAAAGGAAAGGGUAUGGAAAAAACUGCAAGGGUGUAAGGAGAAACUUCUUUCACAAGCUGGAAGGGAGAUUCUUAUAAAGGCCGUUGUUCAGGCUAUUCCAACCUACACCAUGAGCUGCUUCAAACUCCCAGUUGGACUUUGUUCUGAAAUUGAAAGCUUAAUAAGAAGGUUUUGGUGGGGGCAGAAAGGAGAACGGAGAAAAAUCCAUUGGGUGAGAUGGGACACACUUUGUCUUCCAAAAAAUGAAGGCGGAAUGGGUUUCAAGGAUCUAGCUAAUUUCAACGAUGCUCUCUUGGCCAAACAGGCUUGGAGAUUACUUCAUAAUAAGGAUUCUCUAUUCUAUAGAGUCUUUAAAAUGAAGUUCUUUCCAAACUGUAGUAUAUGGGAAGCUCAAGACUCUAGCUCUGGCUCACAUGCUUGGCAUAGCAUAUUAAAAGGAAGAGAUGUCCUACUAAAGGGCGCAAGAUGGAGGGUUGGGAAUGGAGAAAAUAUUAGUAUUUGGAAUGACGCUUGGUUACCAUCACAGGAGCACCCAAGGGUCCUUUCAGACAUUGUUCCAGGAUUUGAAGAUGGAAGAGUUUCUGAUCUCAUUGAUCCGAGUACAAGAACUUGGGAUGCAAAUUUAGUGCAUGGCUUAUUGUCAUCUGAAGAAGCUGCACUGGCUCUCAGCAUCCCACUGAGCCGUACCCCAGUGGAGGACAAAAUCAUUUGGCCCUUCACCCCCUCAGGUAACUAUACGGUAAACUCGGGUUCCAAGUUCCUAGCCAAACUAAACUCUAUGUUGGUUCCUGCAGGUAAUCCGCAGCAGCAAAAUGAGGUUUGGAAGCUGAUUUGGGGGCUUAAUGUUCCAAAUAAAGUACGAAAUUUCAUGUGGCGGGUUUGCAAAGAAGCCAUUCCAGCAAAGCACAAUCUAUUGAAGAGGAAGAUCCUAAAUGAAGAUAGAUGUGAACAAUGUGGAGUGGAGUCUGAAACAGCUGCCCAUGCACUUUGGAAUUGUACCAAUCUGGACGAAAUUUGGGAUAACACUCCAGGUUUUGAAGACCGUGACCAACUGGGCAUCUCAAACAUCACGGAACUAGUCAAGGUGACGCAUGAAAGAAGGAUGAACACGGAGCUCAUGGCUAUGGUGAUGUGGACGGUAUGGCACAGACGGAACCAACUCCGAGUAAACACCAACGUCCUUCCCAAAGCCCAGGUUUUUCAACAAGCAAUGCAGGUCCUUGAAAUGUUCCAAAGGAGCCAACAAUCCCUCAUCAAUCAUGCAGCGAACAUGAGAACUCAGCAGCAUAUUCAGUGGCGUCCUCCUCCGGAUAAUUGUGUAAAAUUGAACUUCGACGGUGCCAUUUUUCCGGAGUUGGGCAAAGCUGGUUUGGGUGUGGUUGUCCAUGAUUCUCAUGGAAACGCCAUUGCCUCACUGUCUGAACAAGCCUCACUUCCAUUUGCACCAGUCAUUGUGGAAGCCAUGGCUGCUGCUAGAGCGAUUACUUUUGCACAAGAACUUGGUUUUAAUGAGUUUAUGCUUGAAGGAGAUUCAGAAGCAGUAAUAAACACCCUUCGUAGCCCAGAAGCUUCAUUGACAACUUAUGGUCAUCUUCUUGAAUCUGCAAAAUCCACUCUAGUUACCAGUAAAUGUAUUGCUUUUUCCCAUAUUCGUAGAAGUGGUAAUAGAGUAGCACACAACCUAGCUAAACAUGCUAGACAUGUUAGAGGUUUGUCGGUGUGGGUGGAGGACAUGCCACCACACCUCUAUGAUGUACUUUUUGCUGAUCCCGGUUGA
Molecule: messenger RNA, 4098 nt
Organism: Quercus robur (English oak)
Lineage: Eukaryota; Viridiplantae; Streptophyta; Magnoliopsida; Fagales; Fagaceae
Exons: 1
Coding region: 1-4098 (1365 amino acids)
Molecular function (GO): RNA-DNA hybrid ribonuclease activity; nucleic acid binding
Source: RefSeq, a predicted model, not a curated record